AUGUCGAACGACCCCUUCGUUGACUAUUCCCAGCUUCUUGCGCAUCUUCUAACCGAGCAGGGCGAAUUGAACGAUGGUGUGGUCUCGUUCCUGUACCAUUUGUUCCCAGGGGAGUUGUUUGUGAGGGCCAUGUCCCUCUUAGACUCCAGAGACAUGUUCAUCUACAUGUUUGAGAGACCACACACAAGUUGCAGGCACAGCGAAAGCACUGUGACCGAGCCAGACCAGACUACAGAGAUGAUUACAGUGCAUAGUAAACGCGGUCAGGCUCCGAAGAAGCGGCCUAAUGAGUCUUCAGAGGACUUGAAUUCUAAGGUUAUGAUAUCCCACUCUCAGACAACUACAGCUCAAGCUCGCGAAGCUGAAGAGGAGCUCUACAGGGAUAAAAAGGAUAAUUCUAUCACUCCCAAGACUACAAAUUUGUUAUGCGAUCAAUCGAAUGCUGCAAUUUCAGCACAACAGGAACCAGCCACGUCCCGAAAAAGAGACCCCAUCAAAGCACUUUACGAUAUACCGCAAACUGUUGUUAGCAGGCUAGUGGUAAAGCAAGACACCCCGCAAAGUUUGCCAAUCUGCGUGGAUCUUGACCGUUGGUUCUGCUCCUGUGAUGAAUACAACGCCCAAUUUCUCGAGAAUAUCCUUCAAAAUGCUGAUCCCGACGCCCAAGAGCACAUCCCGCUAUACUCCCGAGCAAUCCAAGAGCUCAAUCCCACCACUACGCCGCUACGAUCUGACCGGUUUGCGCGUUUGCCCACAUUGAACAAUAAAUUCCAGCGAUACUUCCGCCACGAACUGGCAAUGUGUCCCCAUUUGCUGGCAUUUGCCAUACUGCUCCAGACAUCUCCGCGAACUUUAGCCUACUUCACGCAAAUCAAUGCCUCGGUGUAUCUGAUAACGGUGCAGAAUUUGGACGAGUGGCUAAACUUACAUUUAAACGUGGUACACUAA
Messenger RNA from Lachancea meyersii CBS 8951, 948 nucleotides. The record is from the annotation of a GenBank genome assembly. NCBI's taxonomy places the organism in Eukaryota, Fungi, Ascomycota, Saccharomycetes, Saccharomycetales, Saccharomycetaceae.